Messenger RNA from Sitodiplosis mosellana (orange wheat blossom midge), 3812 nucleotides. It is a transcript of the gene MAN1, whose product is annotated as inner nuclear membrane protein Man1. The record is from RefSeq and is a predicted model, not a curated record. Lineage: Eukaryota; Metazoa; Arthropoda; Insecta; Diptera; Cecidomyiidae. Gene Ontology annotation, biological process: negative regulation of BMP signaling pathway; nuclear envelope organization. Gene Ontology annotation, molecular function: chromatin DNA binding. Gene Ontology annotation, cellular component: nuclear inner membrane. The transcript is spliced from 5 exons. The coding region runs from base 269 to 2857 and encodes 862 amino acids.
UGUUUAUAUAUGUGCAAAGCGGUUGUAUUUACUGUACAGUGAUUGUGCAAGUGACGCAGAACUAAAAAUAGCGAAAAAUACGAGAAAAAAACACACCUCUCAUCAUACAUAUUCAAAUUGAAGAAAAUUUUAUGCCCGAAUAACCGAAUAGAAAAAAUGGAAAAAAAACCAAAUGUGAAAGAAGAAAACGAUUACUCUUAAGUUAAUACGUGGAAAUUCAGUAAACAGAUAAAGUUAAAACCGCAAGCAGCAACACAGCGAUUCAGUCAUGGAAGAUUUGAAUGAGCUGAGCAAUGUGGAGCUUCAGUAUCGCUUGGCACAAUUUGGAGUGCCCAACAUACCGGUCACAAGUACAACGCGCAAAAUUCUAAUCAAACGACUGCGAAAUUUGAUCGACAGCGAAAAGUCAAAGUUGAGACGCGAUACAGAAUAUGCAACCAGAUACUCAUCGGAUGAAGACAUUUCGUCGAGAGCCAAUGAUACAAAGGCAAAGGUAGCAAAAGGUCGCAGUCGUUCAACCAUUUCAACAAGCACCAGCCGGCUAGGGAAUCGAUCAAACUUGAGUAUGCCGCCGCCACCGGCAAUUCAAAAGCCAUCAACAAGCUUGUGGAGUGACAAAAGUCAGAGUACGAAAAAAUCGCCGACAAGCUCAAUUUACAUAUCGCCGCUGAUACAACACGAUACAGACGAAGAAUCAGACCAAAAUGACGGAUUGAACACAUCAUUUUCAAAUCGAUACAAAAACAAUUCCUCCAGCAUUCGAACAACGUCGACAAUUUACAAUGGCCAUGACGCACACGAAAACUCGGCCAUCGGCAAAAGUCGAUACUCGACUGAUGCGGCUGAGAGUAGUUCGCACAGCACCAAUGCAUUGAAUGCAUCCAGUGAAUCCAGCACAAAUGGUGAACAUGAUAACGAUGACUUAUCUUCGCCAUACUCAUCGACAAAUUUCACAAAACGUUUGCUCAGCUUACGGAAUCGAAGCUUGGGCUCAACUAUAAAUGCUCCAUCGCUGUUAGAUGCCAGUAACCGUUUCGAUGGAUACACAAGACCGCCGCUGCUGAGCUAUCCAUCGGCAAGAGUAUCGCGGUAUUUGAAUGAACCAGCAUCGUCUCGGCUAUCGAUGUUGUCAAGAGAUAAUAGCAUCAUUUAUCAGGCCAAUAUCGAUAACAGCAAUCGAAAGCCGUUUUCCAUUCGGAAUUUCUUUUCGGAAUUUUUCAAUCGACAGUAUGAACGAUACAGCGUCAAACAGUCAUUUGUGCCAUGCAUCUUGUUAUCAGCCCUGUUCGUUUUCUUCACCUCCGUUAUCAUUGCGUAUUUGACGAUGAAUCCGGAUUUAUCAUUGGCACUGGAUGCAAAGGCGGCUACGUUCAAAUUGUGCCCCGACACCGAAGUGACAAUGGUGAAUGGUGAGCCGCAUUUUAAGCCAACUGUCAAUUGCAUUGAGAAAGAUGAGCUUGAGCCCGCAUUUGAUCUACUCAAACUGCUGCUACCGCAGCUUCAGAAGCGAAUCGAAUUGAAUCGAUGCACCGAUCCAACGGCCGCAUUUGCGAUGAGUGCAAAAGAGGUUGUAAAAUUCCUAUUCGAAACGCACGAACAAAGUGCGGCGAUCGACAUUAUUCGAGCACUUCACAACGCCGAAUACUUGAUAUCGGUGAAUCCACAGUGGCGUGUCGGGCACUUCAUCGAUGGAAGUGGCCAACCAUCGGCAAGCAUAUCAAUGACAAAUCUCGUUCGACUCCGGCCGUCCCAAUCCAACUACUUUGCCAUCGUUAAACCACGACUGCCCCUGUCAUGUUUCCUCUACAACAAGCUGCAAGCGGUGUUCGCCAUCAUCGGAUGGAUUGUUGUCUUAGCUCUGUUCGUGUUUGCCGUUCUGUUUGUCAUUCGAUUUAUCCGAGGGCAUUUGCAAACGCGACGCGAGCGCGUCACAAAUAUGGUGGAAGAGAUAAAAAAUGUACUGAUGGAAAAGGCGUACGAUCCCGACACCGCAUGCACCGAUGCGGCAUCCGUGGUGAUCAACCAUUUGCGUGACAAAUUGAUACCGCCCACCGAACGAAGCAAAAUGGAAUCGGUUUGGAAUGCUGCAAUCAAGGCGAUCGAGAGCGACAGUCGCGUUCAGUUUAGUAUUGCAACUCGAAAUGGCGAAGAUUAUCGUGUGAUGCGAUGGAUUGACACCGUGUCACCAAUGAGCCAAAGUUCGCACGCUUUCACCUCCAACUCAUUGUCCGCCAGUACGAGCAGCAAUUCAAGUAAUUUAAGCGUCACCACAUCAAAUAACAUGCCUAGUGCGACGUAUCCAAGUCUCCGGUCAUGCAGCACCUUCAACUAUGGCAAUGUGAAGAAAUGGCAGAGUCCAGCCUUCGACAAGAGCAACAAGAUUAAAGAUCCACCGACGGAAUGUUUGAAGAUUCGUCAAAUGUUCGACAAACAUGAAUCGUCGAAUCCAAAUCUCAAGCAAGUCAUACAAGAUGCCAUUUUGGAAAAGGUAGCACACACAACGUGCAAGAUAUACGAUUUACAAUUGGACAAACAAACCUGUUGUGUAUACGUUCGAUGCGCUUCGGCCAAGGAUGCCGGCAUCAUUCACGACGAAGUGAACGGUUGGUGGUUUGACAGUCGUCUUGUGUCCAUAAAAUUCUUGCGUCUGGAUCGUUACUUGAACCGAUUCCCGAACGCCUCCUCCGGUCCCACCUGCUUAAAACCGUCAAACACAAAAAAUCUCUCAAUGACAAAUGGCGAUGGUGAUGGGACGAAUCAUGCGAAUGGCAAACGCGGUGCUGACAACCUAACCGACUACGAAGACGAUGACGAUGUGCCCAUGGUCGAUGGAUAUUUCAUCGGGCAACAACGGUAGUUCCGACAAUCCAGCUAAUCUAUUUUGCAAACUGCACAGACUUAGUUUAAGACUCCCAAUUUUCGAGCAAAUGAGCACACGAGUGCCACUGUGCGCCUGUGCACAGUCGUUGGCCACACACACAUACAACUUUUUUUUUUUGGCCAAAUAGAAGAAGAAAACAAAACAGAAGAAAACAAAACAGAAGAAAACAAUUGUCGUCAUUUCGGCCGACACAAUGUCAUAUCGAAUAUUUUUACAUGUAAUCAACAUAUUUCACAAUUUUAACAAUGAUUAUCCGUGGGAAAAUGCGUGUUCGUUUCAAAUGUUGACUGAUCUGAAACUAAAACAUUCGAUUUAAAUAGAAAAAAAACAAACACAUACACAUACACAUACAUACUCAGAACGAUAAAGAAAACAUGCAGCAAAGAAAGAAAAUCGAUAAAAUGUUUGCAUUUGACAAUAAUCAAAAAGAGUAACACAAAAAUGUCCACUAAAUUGAUUGACUAGCGAGUGUUCGAUGAAUUAACUCCCCUCACCCCCAUACUGAUAUUCAACCAUUUUACUCCCGAGAUACAUUUUAGAUGGAAAAACGUGAAAAUAACAGAAAUUUGAAAAAAAAACAAUAUUUUAAUGUGGUCAAUGACCACUGGUCAUUAAUACGACGAUCCAACAUCGACCAAUACCACAACAACAACAACAACAGACCAUCAACUAUGAAUUAAGAAACAAAUAACAUAUAUGAAUUCAAGCAUAAUCACAAACGUCUAGGCAAAUUCUUAUAUAUUUUUCCCCUUUUCUCAUUCAGUUCAAUUUGGCUCCGUAUAUUAUUAUUAUUUUUUGAACAUGUUUUGUUUCGUUUUCUUUUUCUUUCUCUCUCUCUCUGUUUUAGUUAUAAUGUAUUUUUGUAAUUUCGCUCAAAGUGCAAAAGAAAUAAAAAUUUGAAGAAAAUAAAAUGAUAAUAAAAUGAAAGAAA